Molecule: messenger RNA, 795 nt
Organism: Lathyrus oleraceus (garden pea)
Lineage: Eukaryota; Viridiplantae; Streptophyta; Magnoliopsida; Fabales; Fabaceae
Exons: 2
Coding region: 176-598 (140 amino acids)
Source: RefSeq, a predicted model, not a curated record
AAAGUUCUAUGCAAACUUGUUUUAUAACAAAAAUAUGUGAUAGGUUUUGUUUUCUUCUCCAUUUCAUCAUCAGUUCCGCUAACCUGAUUGAAUUGAGUCUAGGGUUUCAAAGGAAAAGAAGAAGAAAAAUCCGAUAAACACAAGCUGCAGAAAAACUUAGAUCGGAAAAGAGAAAAUGAGAGGAAUCGGAGGACCCCUUUUAUGCAUCGGAGAUCUCCUCAGCGACGUCGGAGAAGAAAAUGAAGAUGGAGGAACAACCUCUUCCUCCUAUCAUCCCUCUUCUAAUCCUUCUUCUCUUUCAGAUCUCAACAACAACAACCAACCACUUCCUGACCUCACCAAACUCUUUCAGGAAAACUACUAUCACCUUAACGAAGCUCUCAAUGCUACCGAUCAUUCUUGGACUUCUCUCACUUUGAAGUUAUGUACUUCUCUAGAUACUGCAAACAAGCUGGUUCAAUGUACCAAUUCAAAUGUUGCUUCCUUGUUGGAGAAGGUUGAGGAGCUUGAGAAAAUUGUCAAGAGAGGAGAUUCUGCUAUAGCGGCGACAAAAGCAUUUUAUGUUGCUCCUGAGAACAAUAGCAAUUCCUUCAAGUGAUACAAGGUUAACAAAACUGUACAUUAUGUCUUGAUGAUUAUAGGUAAACUUUUUCUUUUGCUUUUGGAAAUAUAAAAAAAAUGUCUUCUCUUCGUGGAAAAGCGAAAUUCAACUCUGAAAAGUAUGUGAACUGGUUGUGUAUUUUGCAACACGAAUCAUCUAUAACUAGAAGUGUGGUUUCUUCUAAUUUACGAUCA